This is a messenger RNA of Eruca vesicaria subsp. sativa (arugula), 1805 nucleotides long. NCBI's taxonomy places the organism in Eukaryota, Viridiplantae, Streptophyta, Magnoliopsida, Brassicales, Brassicaceae. The record is from the annotation of a GenBank genome assembly.
UAAUUCAUAAUGCUUAUAGAGGACGAAACUGGAAAUCAUUUAAAAAAAAUUAAUAAUAACAAUAAUAAUAUCCGUAUUUCAUCUGCGUUUCUUCAUUCGCGAUUCGCAAUCGCAAUUAUUUAUCAGAGGAAGAUUAAUCUCCGAUCAGUACUGUCCUAUAUAAGGGUUUGGUUCGCUUUGCUUUCAUCCUCAGUUUUGUCUGGUUGGAAAAUGGAACAUAAGAGAUGGGUGUUAUUGUUGGCCAUUUUUGCUUGUCUUCUUUUCUUUUCACGUGGAAGAGUUGCAGUUCUCAAGUGGGAGACUGAUGAUGAUUCACCUGUUUACAACCAUACACUUGCCUUAACACUUGUUGAGUAUACUUCUGCGGUCUAUAUGUCUGAUUUGACAGAGCUCUUUACUUGGACGUGCGAAAGAUGCAAUGGUUUGACAAAAGGUUUCCAAGUAAUAGAGAUAAUUGUUGACAUUGAGCACUGCCUACAGGGAUAUGUUGGGGUGGCAAAGGAUUUGAAUGCUAUAGUUAUUGCAUUCCGGGGAACUCAAGAACACAGUAUACAAAACUGGGUCUCAGACUUGUUCUGGAAACAGCUCGAUCUAAAUUACCCUGAUAUGCCAGAUGCAAUGGUUCACCAUGGCUUUUAUAGUGCUUAUCACAAUACAACGGUACGGCCUGCAGUUUUGGGUGCAGUUAAACGAGCGAAGAAAUUCUAUGGGGAGAACAUCAAGAUCAUGGUGACUGGUCAUUCAAUGGGAGGAGCCAUGGCUGCCUUUUGUGGGCUAGACCUAGUUGUAAAUGAAGGAUAUGAAGACGUACAGGUCAUGACAUUUGGGCAACCUCGUAUUGGGAAUGCGGCUUUUGCAUCUUAUUACAGUUUGCUUGUGCCUAAUACCUUCCGGAUCACGCAUGACCGAGAUAUAGUUCCUCAUCUUCCUCCUUUCUUUUAUCUUUUCCCCCAGAAAACAUACCACCACUUCCCAACUGAGGUGUGGGUGAGAGAUCUCAGUAUUUUAAAAAUUGUUCGUAUUGGUAUUGAGAAAGUUUGUGACAACACCGGUGAAGAUCCUACAUGCUGCAGAUCGGUAAUGGGAAGUAGCAUAUCCGACCACUUAACGUACUUUGGGGUAGAGCUAAUGGGUGAGACUUGGAGACAAUGCAGCAUAGUGAUGGGCGAAGAGGUGGAGAGUUACAGUAGAAGAGAUUCAAAGGGUAACAUUUUCCUGUCGUGGACAGAUCCUUCUGUGGAGGUAACUGAAAUGAACACUCUAUCCACAAUCGGAGUCUCCAGUAUGUAGGAGCUGGUUGAUUGGAGUGUUGAACCAGAAUACUUUGCUUGAAGGUGAGAGGUUGGGAAACUCAGAGGUGGAGGAAGGAGGAGGGUUCUUUGAUUCUUUACGGUCGUGUGAGAUAGUGUACAGAUAAUAACCAAGACGUUGUAAAUAGGUCGUCGGUUGAUAUAAAAUAAAAUAAAAUAAAAACAUGUUACUCUCUUACUAACUUAAAUCCAUUAUCACAUGGAUAGUGGAUACAGCUAUGUAACUAUAUAAAUAUGUAUGGAUAUCCAAUUUAUGUGGAUGGUGAGUUUAUGUAUCAUAUGUAGUAUUAUCUCCAGUGUCCACAUCUGUUGGAGCUCCAAAGCGAUGAAUGUAUUAUCUUUAUCUAUCUACUAGGGUUGGGCGCAAGGCGAGUAUUUGCUAUUUUGCGUGUAUUUGAUACUUGACUUGCCUUGCACGAGUAAUAAAACUUCCGACUUGUAUUUGACUUGUUAAAAAUGAGUACUUGCUAUCUCGAGUACUUGAUCAAAUAUCAG